AUGUCCGCCCCUUCCAUCACCAACUUCAUUGUCAAGCGCCCAUGGCUCAAGCGCUGGAUGACGCCACUCGCCCAGUGGUACACCGACGCCGCCGGCUACAGAAGACUCGGUCUUAAGGCCGACGACCUGAUCCCCGAGGAGAGCGACGUUGUUCAGACUGCUCUCAAGCGUCUUCCUCCCAAGGAGGCCUACGACCGCAUCUUCCGUAUCCGCAGAGCAUUCCAGUGCUCCGUCUCUCACACCCUUCUCCCCCCUGCUGAGCAGACCAAGCCCGAGGAGGAUGUUGAGUACCUGAGCCCCAUCAUCCGCGAGAUCGAGAAGGAGAAGAAGGAGCGUGAAGACCUCGACACCCUCGUCGUCCGCCGGUAAUUGAUUCAUUAAUUCGAGCCCUUUUGUUACCGGAAUUAGACUGUCGUCGUCAGGAAUCGUGGACGGUCGGGAUAGAAAUGAG
Molecule: messenger RNA, 451 nt
Organism: Aspergillus brunneoviolaceus CBS 621.78
Lineage: Eukaryota; Fungi; Ascomycota; Eurotiomycetes; Eurotiales; Aspergillaceae
Product: ubiquinol--cytochrome-c reductase subunit 7
Exons: 4
Coding region: 1-369 (122 amino acids)
Biological process (GO): mitochondrial electron transport, ubiquinol to cytochrome c
Source: RefSeq, a predicted model, not a curated record